CAGAUCAUCAGAGCACUGAUGAUCAGUCAGCGCCACCUGUCAGUGUCCAUCAGUGCCAGCUCUCAGUGCUCAUCCAUGCCACCUGUCAGUGUCCAUCAGUGCCAGCUCUCAGUGCUCAUCCAUGCCACCUGCCAGUGCCCAUCAGUGCCACAUCAGUGCCACAUUUCAGUGCCCAUCAGUGCCACAUCAAUGCCACAUAUCAGUGCCCAUCUGAGCUGCCUUUCAGUGUCACCCAUC
Messenger RNA from Staurois parvus, 237 nucleotides. The record is from the annotation of a GenBank genome assembly. Lineage: Eukaryota; Metazoa; Chordata; Amphibia; Anura; Ranidae.